Messenger RNA from Rhincodon typus (whale shark), 3897 nucleotides. RefSeq names its product structural maintenance of chromosomes protein 6. Gene Ontology annotation, biological process: double-strand break repair via homologous recombination. The transcript is spliced from 27 exons. The record is from RefSeq and is a predicted model, not a curated record. Bases 178 to 3492 code for a protein of 1104 amino acids. NCBI's taxonomy places the organism in Eukaryota, Metazoa, Chordata, Chondrichthyes, Orectolobiformes, Rhincodontidae. Gene Ontology annotation, cellular component: Smc5-Smc6 complex; site of double-strand break; nucleus. Gene Ontology annotation, molecular function: ATP hydrolysis activity; damaged DNA binding; single-stranded DNA binding.
UGUUGCAACAUCUUCCACCUGCUUGCCAUCUUGCUUUUUCUUUAGCCCUCAUUAGUCUCUAAUCUCCUUUCAAAAACCUAUAAACUGAUUGCUUGAAGACUACCCAAUGAAUGAUCUUUCGUGAACCAACCAGGCCUAAGUGUGUUGCUGUGACUAUAAAUAGUGUCAAUAUUUAGUAUGUCAAAACGAAAAGAAGAUCUUUCUGAGGGAUCACUGCCCAUAAAGAGAAUCAAAACUGAAGACACAAAGGACUAUGAAGCAGAAGAAGACAAAACGACCAAAGGGAAAACUGUGACAACUAAUGGGCAAAGUGGAGACAGCCUACCUCCAAAUUCUCACUUGAAUGAAGGUGAUGUAGGAAUAAUUGAAAGUAUUUCUUUGAAAAACUUCAUGUGCCACGCUUGCCUUGGACCUUUUAAGUUUGGACCCAAUGUAAAUUUUGUGGUUGGAAACAACGGAAGUGGGAAGAGUGCUGUAUUGACUGCUCUUAUUGUAGGCCUUGGUGGAAAAGCUACUGCCACUAACAGAGGAUAUUCUAUAAAGGGAUUUGUGAAAGAUGGUCAAAAUUCUGCAGAUAUUUCCAUAACAUUGAGAAACAGAGGGCCUGAUGCUUUUAAACCUGAUAAAUAUGGAGAGGCUGUUAUUGUGGAACAACGUAUUUCUGGAGAUGGAAUAAGACAGUACAGAUUGAAAAGUCAAUCAGGGCACAUAGUUUCUACGAAGAAGGAAGAACUCAAUACAAUAUUAGACCAAUUCAAUAUCCAGGUGGAUAACCCAGUGUCAAUUUUAACACAGGAGAUGAGCAAACACUUUUUGCAAUCCAAAAGUGAAGCAGAUAAAUAUAAGUUUUUUAUGAAGGCUACUCAGCUGGAACAAAUGCGAGAUGAUUAUUCCUAUAUCAUGCAGACGAAGGCACUAACAAAUGAGAAAAUUGAAAAACAGGAUGAAAACCUAUCGGAGCUAAAAGAUCAAGUUAAGCAAAAGGAAGACCGUUAUAAAAGCCUUUCUUCAUUGAAUGAGCUGCAGGACAAACUGGAGCAACUUAGGAAUCAGAUGGCCUGGGCAUUGGUAAUUGAAGUUGAAAAGCACCUGCAACCGAUAAAAGAUCGUAUCAAAGUUGAAGAAAGUCGCAGUGUCAAAUAUGAUCAGAAAGUAGAGGAAUGGCAGAUGAAAGUCAAUGAGGCAGAAGAGCGUUUUAAGACAAUUCAGAAUCAAUUACAGAAAAUUACAGAAGAGGCCCAUGCAUUGCGACCACAGUGUUCGACUUUAAAAGAUGAUGUACAAAGAAAAAACAAAGCAUGCAAAGAGACAGAGGCAACCUUUCACCGCUACAGGACACAGUUGAAACAACUUGAGAAAGACCACGAUCAGUUACAGAAACGAAUUGAACAGCUGCGAAAUAGUAUAAACCAAAGUUCAGAGGCUGAACUUCGAGAACGACAGGAAAGAAUUAGCUGUCUGCAAAAACAACUGAAAACACUGGAGGACCAAGAGGCCACAACCUCCCAACAACUGGCACAGUUUCAACAUGCAAUUAGCAAGUCUAGAGAUGAACAGGAGAAGCUUGGAGAAGAAGAAAAAGAUGUGAAACAAUCUGCUGAAUCCAGGAAGGAGCGGCUCAAAGAACUAAAAGCCAGUAGAACAAACCAGCUGAAAAGGUUUGGAGAGAACAUGCCUGCAUUGCUUGAUGCAAUAGCGGAAGCACAUAAACAGGGUCGCUUCAGGCACAAACCAGUUGGUCCUUUAGGUGCUUGCUUCAAGUUGAAAUAUCCUGAAUUGGCUUUGGCGGUUGAAAGUUGUUUGAAAGGACUACUGCUUUCAUUUUGCUGUGAUAAUUACAGAGAUGAGCAGGUGCUACAGAGUUUGAUGUCACGCUAUUUCACUUCAGGAAGACGACCCCAAAUUAAUGUGUGUGAGUUUGCAAAUCAAGUAUACAAUGUAAAGGGCAGAGCUGUUCAUCAUCCAGAUUUCCCAACAGUUCUUGAUGCCUUGGAAAUAAGUAGUCCAGUGGUGGCAAACUGUCUAAUUGACAUGAGAGGAGUGGAAAGAAUCCUGUUAAUCAGUAGUAACAGCAGAGCUCGUGAAAUUAUGCAGCAGCAAAGACCACCUGCAAACUGCAGAGAAGCCUUUACUGCAGCAGGUGACCAGGUCUUUGCCAACCGCUACUACUCUUCAGAAACAGACAGGGCAAGAUAUUUGGGUGGUGAUGUGGAAUCAGAAAUCAGUCAGCUGGAAAUGGAAGUGAGCAACAAGAUGGCAAAGUUGUCACAUUUUCAGCAACGAUUGCAGUCAAUAAUAGAAGAAAUUCGGAUUAAUGAGACUCAGAUGAAAAUGAAACAAAUGCAAAAGAGGAAAAUCCAGGAAAGUAUGACAAAGAUAAAGCUAGAAAUUUCAGAUUUGGAGAAUGUGGAGGAGCCACAGUCUGUGGACAUCUCCACAUUGGAAGAAGAAGUGCAAGAUAUCUGGCACAGAAUUGUGUCUGACAGGAAUAAGCUAGAAGACGCCAGAAAAGAUAUGGAUGAGCACCGAAAGAUAGUGAAUGAGGCUGAACAAAGGUACAAAGAAGUGAAGGAAAAGAUCAAUUUAAUAGCUGAAGGAGCUGAUCCAAUUAAGGAUGAGCUAAAUAAGAUUGAUACAGAAGUUGGAAAAUGUAAACAUCAUAAAAGGCAUUAUGAAGAGAAAAGAAAGGAGCACUUGGAAGGAAUAGAUAAGCUAAAAGAGAACCUGGAAAGUAAAGAAAAGGUUUUGGAGGAAAAUAUUGCUAAAGCCAAGCAGAUUUAUGCAGAGCGAUUGGAGGUCGUCAGAACUCCCAAAAGUAUUGAUGUGGAGAUCAAUCGACUGAGAGAAAGGAUCAGCACAGAACAAGAGCGCCAUGGGAGCAAGGAAGAAAUUACAAGGCAGUACUUUGAUGUUUUGGAAACAUACAAGAAUGUCAAAAGCCAGGUCAAAAACCUGAAGAAGUUCAUGCAGCUGCUUGAUAAAAUAAUGGAGGAAAGGCACAAGGCAUAUAAAAUAUUCAGGAGAUACAUUUCUCUUCGCUGCAAGUAUUAUUUUGAUUCAAUGCUCUCCCAGCGAGGUUACCAUGGGAAAAUGAGUUUCGAUCAUAAGAAUGCAACACUUUCAAUUGCUGUUCAGCCCGGAGAGGGAGACAAGGCAGCGCUCAGUGAUAUGAGAUCCCUUUCUGGUGGUGAACGUUCAUUCUCGACUGUGUGUUUUAUCCUUUCGCUAUGGGAUACCAUGGAGUCUCCUUUCCGUUGUUUGGAUGAGUUUGAUGUUUAUAUGGAUAUGGUUAAUAGAAGAAUUUCUAUGGACAUGAUGCUCAAAGUGGCAAGUUCCCAGCGUUAUCGCCAGUUCAUCUUUCUUACACCACAAAACAUGAGUUCUUUGCCUUCAAGUCGCUUAAUUAGAAUCCUUCGCAUGCAUGAUCCUGAAAGAGGACAGACCACAUUACCUUUCCGUGCACGAGAUCAAGCUGAAGACUCUGAUGAUUAAAGGGCUAUUACAUGUAUUAUAAAUAUAACUCAGUGGUUUUUAUGUGAAAGAACAUUUAUUUAAAAGAAGCUUACAUUGUGUUUGUUCUUUUAAUACUAAACCAGUAUAUGGUGAAAGAAUUUCACAUUGAAACAUGUCCAACUACUGUUUAUUUCAGAUAGUAGCCCAGUUUUAUUUUAACCAUUAUGUUCUAUUUGUAACACCUUUUAAUUUAUUAUAUAUUCGUGACCUGUAUAUUAGUUCAUGAAAGCCAUAUCUAUUACAUGUUAUGACUGCAUCAAACACCGUUUUAUCGGCAUUUUUUUUACAUUGACUGCCUGAAGUGAAAGGUUUAGUAAGCUUUGUAAUCUUUUGUCUAAACAGAUAAACUAAUGUCUUCAAGGUCAAACCUAGUGAAAAUAUAAC